CUUGUCUGACAACGAGCGAACUAUAGGUGGGUGGGCAGUGACGGAGUCCUGCAAGAAUCCUCGAGUUGGCAUCUCCUGGUUUGCUACUUCCUCUUGAUAACAGCACUUACUGAGCAUUCUAGAUCUAGAAUAGGCAGUGAUUAAAACAGGUCAUGCAGCUCUCUCCUACCGCUCGAAACUGCGACUCAACCACGCGAGAUGGGUGUCGACUGCGGCUUUGAUAUCUACCCUCCUCUGGAGCGCACGAAGGCAAACCAGGAGCAGUACGAGCUCUUCCUACGCGAGGUGGUCGACACUUACGGGCCGCGGGAUAGCGAUGACGCAAAACAAAGUGGCGGCGGCAGCGUCUUGCGUGUAAACGCCGAGUCGGAGGAAUCCUACAUUGACUUCGAGGUUGGCGAACAUCCAUACUUACCGCGCCAAUGUGAGCACUUUCUGCGGUUCAGCUCCAAGAUUAGCGGCAGGUCACUCGCUGAGCCAUAUAUCCGAGGAGUCUGCAAGAUCGUGAAGCGAUAGCUGGGGGACCGCGUUUACUUUUGGCAUGAGAUGAACGAGUUUGGCCCGCAUAUUCGCCAUUCCGGUUACUACAAUUGGAAUGAGAUUCACGCUACGCGGAGGAAAAUAAGGGAGCACAAGCAGCCAGACGAGGGAGAGUGGGGAGAGACAAAUAUACAGGACGAGGAGCAAGGUGGCGAUGGGACGGAUAGGAUGGCUGACGUGCCAGCUAGCCGCGGCGGACUAUAUACGAUC
Messenger RNA from Hyaloscypha bicolor E, 750 nucleotides. RefSeq lists its product as uncharacterized. The record is from RefSeq and is a predicted model, not a curated record. The transcript has a single exon. Lineage: Eukaryota; Fungi; Ascomycota; Leotiomycetes; Helotiales; Hyaloscyphaceae. The coding region runs from base 199 to 516 and encodes 105 amino acids.